Impatiens glandulifera is the source of this 633-nucleotide messenger RNA. Its product is annotated as 3-oxoacyl-[acyl-carrier-protein] reductase FabG-like. The coding region runs from base 1 to 633 and encodes 210 amino acids. The transcript has 3 exons. Lineage: Eukaryota; Viridiplantae; Streptophyta; Magnoliopsida; Ericales; Balsaminaceae. The record is from RefSeq and is a predicted model, not a curated record.
AUGGAACCCUGGAACAAGCUGCCCAAAAAGGUUGUGCUCGUGACCGGAGCUUCCUCGGGCCUCGGUAGAGAAUUUUGUCUCGACUUGGCUAAGGCGGGUUGUCUCAUCAUUGCAGCAGCUCGUCGAGUGGAUAAACUUAACUCCUUGUGCGACGAAAUUAAUCAGACAAAUGAACUGUCAUCUACUAUAAAAGCUGUAUUUGUUGAGCUCGAUGUCACGUCUAACGAAAACAAAAUUGUCGAGGCAGUGCAAAAGGCUUGGGAUGCAUUUGGACGCAUUGAUGUUUUAAUCAAUAAUGCCGGUGUUAGAGGGAGCGUUAGUUCCGUUAUAGAUAUUAGUAAAGAGGAAUGGAACCAAACAAUGAAGACAAACCUAGAUGGUCCAUGGUUGGUUGCAAAAAAUGUGAUGGCUCAUAUGAUAAAGGCAAGGAUAGCCGGAAGCAUCAUCAAUAUCUCCUCUAACGCUGGCCUCAAUCGUGUCAUUGUACCCGGUGCUGUUUCUUAUGUCAACUCCAAAUCAGCGCUUCACACUUUAACUAAGAAAAUUGUGAUUAUAGGUUAUGUAUCUGGAAAUGUAUUCAUCGUGGACUCGGGCUACACCCUCCCUGGAUUCCCUCUUUCGUCUUCUCUUUAA